This is a messenger RNA of Rhagoletis zephyria (snowberry fruit fly), 2293 nucleotides long. Its product is annotated as cationic amino acid transporter 2. Gene Ontology annotation, molecular function: L-arginine transmembrane transporter activity; L-ornithine transmembrane transporter activity; L-lysine transmembrane transporter activity. The record is from RefSeq and is a predicted model, not a curated record. NCBI's taxonomy places the organism in Eukaryota, Metazoa, Arthropoda, Insecta, Diptera, Tephritidae. Gene Ontology annotation, cellular component: plasma membrane. Gene Ontology annotation, biological process: L-ornithine transmembrane transport; L-arginine import across plasma membrane.
GGAUUCGUUAUUCAUUUGUCAGCCGUCUAACUGUAGAAACGCAGCAUGAGAAGAACGCUCCAUUCAAUGCCGGUCGUCGCGUGUUUUGUGAACAAUUCGUUACUUAAUCAAUAAAAUCAUAGCACAGUUUAUAGUCCCAUGCCUUAGGAAAAUUGUGAAUUAAAAAAACAAAAUACAGAAAUUUAACCAAAACGGAAAAGUUUAAUUACAGUGAUACACAUUUACUAAUAUAUUGAAGGCCACACGCAGUCAUGGAGGAGCUUUUGGAAAGUUGCGGAAUGCCCUCACUUAGCAUAUCCGGUGCAUAUCAUGUACUCACACGCCGCAAACCCAUGGAGGAUACAACCGAAUCAAAAUUGGCCAAGGUCUUGUCCGCCUUUGAUUUGACAGCGCUUGGCAUUGGCUCAACAUUGGGUGUCGGCGUUUAUGUGCUGGCCGGUGAGGUCUCCAAGGUAUAUGCUGGUCCUGCUGUAGUCAUAAGUUUCUUAAUCGCAGCGAUUGCUUCGAUAUUCGCCGGUCUCUGUUAUGCUGAGUUCGGCGCACGCGUGCCAAAAGCCGGUUCAGCAUACAUUUACAGUUAUGUAACCAUUGGUGAAUUUAUGGCCUUCAUUAUUGGCUGGAAUCUGAUAUUAGAAUAUGCAAUUGGUGGCGCCAGUGUUGUUAAAGGUCUCAGCACCUAUCUAGAUAAGCUUUUCAACUAUGCAAUGCGCGAUUACUUAAGCAGAAAUUUCGCCAUGAACAUCGAGGGUCUUGGCGACUAUCCAGAUUUCUUUGCGCUGAUCGUGACAGUACUAUUCGCUUUGGCCAUAGCUGUAGGCGCCAAGGAGUCGACGCGCUUGAACAAUGUCUUUACAUUCCUCAAUUUGAGUGUGGUGCUCUUUGUGAUCAUCGCUGGACUCUUCAAAGUUUCACUCAGCAAUUGGUCUAUACCCAAAGAAGAAGUGCCCGAGGGCUACGGCAAUGGCGGCUUCAGUCCAUACGGUCUAACGGGCAUCAUACGCGGCGCAGCAGUCUGUUUCUAUGGUUUCAUUGGAUUUGAUUGUAUUGCCACUGCCGGUGAAGAGGCUAAAAAUCCCAAAAAAUCCAUUCCGUUUGCUGUGGUCACAUCGCUCGCAACGAUCUUUCUAGCUUACUUCGGAGUCUCGACUGUACUUACCAUGAUGCUGCCUUAUUUCGAGCAGGACGAACAGGCGCCGCUACCGCAUGUCUUUAGCCGUUAUGGCUGGUGGGUUGCUGAGUAUUUGGUUACCAUUGGGGCGCUGUGCGGGCUCUGCGCCAGUAUGAUGGGUGCCAUGUUCCCACUGCCACGUAUCGUCUUCGCCAUGGCUUCGGAUGGACUGCUGUUCAAAUGCAUGGGCGAGAUCAAUCAACGUUUCAAAACACCCUUCAAAGGCACAUUACUCACGGGCGUGCUGACUGGUCUUCUCGCCGCCAUCUUUAAACUCAGCCAGCUGGUGAGCAUAAUGUCAAUUGGUACGCUGCUGGCCUACUCGAUGGUGGCAAGUUGCGUCCUCAUUCUGCGAUAUGACGGUGAUGAUCGCAGGGAUGGUCGCUCCAUAGGAAAUGGACGCCCUCUGGUUGACUAUGGGCAAAGAAAUUGUAUGCUUUGGCGGCAAUUGUUCAACACCAACAACACUUCACUGGCGAACAAGAGGAGCAGCAGGCUAGUGACAGGCAUGAUAACGCUUUACUUUUGUUGGUGCUUUGUAUUCUCGCAUUUCUUGCAGAAGGUGGAAAUCGAACCGGCUAGCAUAACGCCGUUCUAUAUCGUCCUAUUAGCUGUUACUGGCUUGCCUCUGCCACUCAUACUUUUAAUUAUUUCUCGUCAACCGCAUUCCAGCACCCAGCUGGCAUUCAAAGUACCUCUGGUGCCUUGGCUGCCGGGCCUGUCAAUCUUCAUCAACGUUUAUCUGAUGGUACGCCUGGAUGUAAUGACCUGGGUACGCUUCGGCAUAUGGAUUGCCAUUGGUUUGAUGAUCUACUUCAGCUACAGUAUUCGCCACAGCCGCCAACGCAAGCGGGAAACGCGCCUAGUAUUACCCGAAACGGCGGAGAGCAGUGAAUCAGGAUUACCUCUGACUAAUGACUACACCGAGGUGCCGCUUAUCAUCAUGAAGAAUACAAGUUAAGGAUUAAGGAAAAACGGAUUGAAAAGUUUACUUGGAAUCGAAGUAUUCUCGUAGCAUACUAUAUAAUAUUUUAGGUACUAAAUACAAGGUGCGACUUAUACAAACAUGUCAUAAGAUGAGCUCGAAAUGUACGAAUACAGUUGCUAUUGUAUUUAAAAUACUAA